AUGCAAUGCCUCGGCGUUGUCUUGCACGGUAGAUUUGCAGCGCCUUUCCUAGCCCGAUCAGCAAGUUCUGCAGCACCCAUCACACUCCGCCCGUACCAGGAAUCAUGUCUACAAGCAUGCAUGGAGGCUCUCGCAGGAGGUGCUACCCGGAUCGGUGUCUCGCUCCCUACGGGAAGCGGUAAGACCACUGUGUUCAUGUCUUUACUCUCCCGGAUUGCCCCGCCCAGAGACAAUCCGUGCGCCACCCGAUCUUUGGUCAUAGUGAACAGCAUAGAACUUGCCAGACAGUCUGCUGCCGCGGCCGAAGCUCUGCAUCCGGAAUGGAGGGUGGAGAUAGAACAGGGGGCUAAAUAUCAAGCAUCCGGCCUUGCAGACGUUACAGUGGCAACGUAUCAGACAUUGCUGCAAACCCAGCGACUAGCGAAGUUCGUGCCAUCAUCACUCAAGGGUGUGGUGGUAGAUGAAGCCCAUCAUGCUGCUGCCCCCUCAUAUCGGCGCAUACUUUCCCAUUUCGAUGCCAACAUUCGUAACCCGGAUGCUUCCUUCGUACCCCCGGACAUACCACAUCAAAUUCCUAUCGUCGGGUUCUCCGCUACAUUCAGCCGCCAUGAUGGUCUGGCGUUGGGAUCAGUCUUCGAACGCAUCGUUUACCAUCGAGACUGGCUGGAAAUGAUCAAGGAUCAAUGGCUCAGUGAUGUACGGUUCACCUCUGUGCAUGCCAACAUCGACUUGAGCAAUGUAACCAUCAGCGCUCGUACCGGUGACUUCAACGCCACUAGCUUAGCGCAUAUCAUCAACACCCCUACUGUGAACAAAUUGAUUGUUCAAGCGUGGUUGGAUAAGGCCGCGGAUAGGAAGUCCACGUUGGUGUUCUGCGUCAAUAUACACCACGUCAGAGAGCUGACGCGGGCGUUCCGCGACGCUGGGGUUGACGCUCGCUAUAUACACUCCGGCACUCCCGCCGCCGAACGGGCUGCGCUUCUUGCGUCGUUUCGAGCCGAACAGUUUCCCGUUCUGCUGAACUGCGCCAUACUCACGGAAGGAGCUGACAUUCCCAAUAUCGAUUGCGUAAUGGUUGCACGCCCUACGCGCUCGAGAAAUGUGUUUGCUCAGAUGGUCGGACGUGGAAUGCGCCUUUCUCCGAAUACAGGGAAGAAAAACUGUCGAAUCAUCGACUUUGUCGAUAGCACUUCCCGAGUCACAGGAAUUGUUUCCACGCCGACACUCUUCGGACUGGAUCCUACAGAAACCAUUGAUGAUGCAUCCACGGACUCUCUGGAGGAAAGAGCUGCGAAAGCAGAGAAUAAUACAGGAAUGGAACUGUCCCGGCAUGACACUUCUUCAGAUGUGCCCAAUCCGAAGACAGUCACCUAUAUCGACCAUGAAAAUCCAUUCUCACUCGCGCACAGUGCAUCUGGCGCCCCCCAUAUCACCCAGAUGAGUAGGAACGCGUGGGUUGGCUGUGGUGGUGAAGUCUACGUACUGGAGUGUCUUGGAAAGGGCUAUAUUCGGAUAGAACCGGUGGAACCGAAGACAGAUAUGGAUGAAGUUGCUUUUCAGGCGCAUUUCACACCGGCCAUGAUGGAUAAAGGGACGGCCCAAGCACUACGAUUGUCGCCUUUCGCAAGGAGCCGAAAAAUCCUCAGCGCGUCUAGUCUCAGCGAUGCAAUCAAAGGAUGCGACACAUAUGCCGCGACUAAGGUCUUGUUUGGUCCGAUGUCUCUGGGGCUUCUCCGUUCUGCGAGGUGGAGGACACAUCCUGCCACCGAAAGUCAGAAGGCGUUUGUCGCAAAGCGCUGGCGUGUUCGGCCCCAGACUGUACUUGAUGAAGGCGGGAAGAGCGACGGGGGUGCAAGCCUGACAUCAGGAGAACGAAUUGUUACGCUCACCAAAGGAGAAGCAGCUAAUAUCAUCACUCGCCUGAAGCAUGGCGCACAGUCCCGGUGGGAAAAGAAGAUGAAGGCUGCUCAGAAGAUUGAGAGUGCAGCAUCAGAAGCCUUGCUCAAAGAGAAGAUCAGACGAAGUCGAGAGAACGUCAGGGUUGGACCUCUGAGGGCUAUUGACUCGUGACAGUGGUCCCUCUCCAAUGACGCGUUCCAGGCGUGCGGGAUCCAGUUUCGCCUGCGCCCUUUGCGCAAUUGUUCCUCUUGGGUGAUACGUUAUAUCAAUAGCUUAUCAUCGAGGUCGCAUUGGCGCCUUGAUCGCCAGCGGAGACUUGAGCCGGGUGGCUUGCCAAAUAUUGGAGAAUGUGCACGUAUUUGACAAAGGGAGUGCGUUCUUACUGCGCACAUCGUAU
Messenger RNA from Punctularia strigosozonata HHB-11173 SS5, 2296 nucleotides. Its product is annotated as P-loop containing nucleoside triphosphate hydrolase protein. The transcript is spliced from 11 exons. Gene Ontology annotation, molecular function: DNA binding; hydrolase activity; ATP binding. NCBI's taxonomy places the organism in Eukaryota, Fungi, Basidiomycota, Agaricomycetes, Corticiales, Punctulariaceae. The record is from RefSeq and is a predicted model, not a curated record. The coding region runs from base 1 to 2070 and encodes 689 amino acids.